CUUUACAUCUUGAUCUAAAAUUGAGGAUAUACUAUAUUAUCUAACGAGUUCUCCUUUACUACCUAAAUACCUACAAUACGCUGCCAUGCCUCAGCAACAAGUGUUUCAUCUUCAUCCACAUGGCUGGGAGGAUGACCCAGAGGAAGAGAGAUAUAAGGUUUCGACACUUGACUACCUAUCCGGUCUUCGUUAUAACAAUUAUGCUCUAUUCUUCAGACUGGAGGACGGAGCCAAAAGACGAGUGGCUAGUAUUCUAAAGCAAGGCCUCGAACGCACUAUUAGUCAAGCACGACAUGUGUGUGGAACGAUCGAAAGGGACUCAGAAGGAGGACAUUCUUUUGUGAAGAAGCGAGACAGUACAGUACAGUUUGUUGUUCAGUGGCUCGACUCGCCUUAUGACAACUACCCAUCGUUCGAUGAUCUCUAUGAGUCACAUUUUAGCACAAUCACACUAGGACCACUGGAUCUCUGGAGCGUCUAUCCCAUGACGGCUGGAGAUAAGCCUGAAGCACAUCCAGAUAAUAGUCCCGCUGUCUCGGCUUUUAAAGCAAACUUCGUUCGAGGCGGGCUUGUUUUUAAUAUGCAUCACCAUCAUUACGCCAAUGAUGUUCUUGGUUGGACUGCGUUCACUCAUCAACUAGCCGAGAACUGCUACGCUCUUUUUAAUGGGACUUCAUUCCCUACAUGGGAUCCUCUAUACCUGGACCGCUCGCGUGUAACCAAGAACGAAGUCCCUGAAGAAGUUAGGGUCGAGGGGCCUAUCCAGCAAGAACGUCACCCUGCCCAUACUACGGGCGUAGUGCUCCUCUUCCAUUUGUCCAAGAGCAAAGCUAUUGAACUGAAGAAAUUGGCAACGCCAACCAAUGGCUCUCGGAUAUCAACCUACGACGCAUUUUCUGCCUUUAUAUGGCGCACACUUUCUCGACUUCGGGCCCCCGUGUUCAUGCCUGAUCCCUCAUCCAACUUAUUCUGGGCCGAGGCCGUUGAUAUGCGCCGACGCUUCCACAGCCCCGAAUGCCCAGAGCGUACGCAGGGCAAUAUUAUGUUUGCGGUCCGGUCCACAGCAGCUCCAGUCCAGCAACCAACAGUGGCUGAAGUUAUCUCAGAGUGGCCACUAUCCAAAUUGGCGUCGUAUAUUCGCAAACUCACAAACUGCGUCACGCAAGAAAAUCUUGACAAGACAUUAGACGUUGUGGCGCUGAUACGGGACAAGACGGCGCUGAAUGCUCGUGUCGACUCCCAUCCGCCCAUGUCGAUUCUGCAAACUGACCAUCGUCGCGCAAAUGUUGCUGCAGCCGACUUUGGUUUUGGGAAGCCAGUUACGUAUCGGCACCUAUGGGAUGAUAUAUCCGUAGGAGUGAUCCUUAUUUACCCACCACGCUCGACAGCCCCUGAUUCAGAUGAAGGCUGCGAGUUUGCUAUUAUGUACGAGAAGAACUUGGCUAAAACGUUGAUCGAAGACCCUGGGUGGAAUAAAUAUUUCGAGUAUAGGGGGAUCACUGCUGAGCACCGUUGUGGCUAACCUGUUUUACAGUAUGUAAUUAUUAAGAGAUAGUCGAAAAUGUCGUAUUCUAGCGCCGAAUAUAUUGGGUAUUAAAAAGCUUGGAAGGCGUCUGCUCUCCAAUAUAGUAAUCCAUAUGCCCGGACUUCUGUCAUUUUAUGCGUCCAAAACGCAUGCACUCAGCCCCUAUUUCCCCGCCAGUGUAUACGACCGAUUGAUCCCUGAGCUGGUUCCUAAAUGGCCAAGCUUAUAUGAU
Messenger RNA from Daldinia loculata, 1757 nucleotides. RefSeq names its product transferase. The record is from RefSeq and is a predicted model, not a curated record. The transcript has 2 exons. Bases 86 to 1522 code for a protein of 478 amino acids. NCBI's taxonomy places the organism in Eukaryota, Fungi, Ascomycota, Sordariomycetes, Xylariales, Hypoxylaceae.